This is a messenger RNA of Lodderomyces theae, 912 nucleotides long. RefSeq lists its product as uncharacterized. Lineage: Eukaryota; Fungi; Ascomycota; Pichiomycetes; Serinales; Debaryomycetaceae. Bases 1 to 912 code for a protein of 303 amino acids. Gene Ontology annotation, cellular component: extracellular region. The record is from RefSeq and is a predicted model, not a curated record. The transcript has a single exon.
AUGUUUUGCAAAUUACAGGUGACUUUGCUCUUUGUGCUUAUUGCAGCAGUGGUGCACUCGGCUACAAUCCUCGUAACUGAUGUUGUCUACGUUACAGUACAGAGAUCAGCCAUUUAUAAUGAGUCUGGCGUGUACUAUACGGAAUAUCCAGUGGGUAACCCGUCACCAACAGCAAUUUCAACUACUACUGAUGUUGCCCUAGCAACCAUGGCUAAUACGGUUGAGGUUGUCCAAUCGAUAGAAGCUUCAACACUACAGUCAUCUUCAACAUCGGCCUCUAUAUUGAGUACAAAAGCAUCUACAACAAGCACUAGGGCCGUGGUAACUACCUCGGCUACUCCUACCACUCCCCCACCGGUUCCCGUAACAACGAAAAUAUCCAGCAGUAUUGUCGCACCAGCCCCAGCCACCCACGUCCAAGCACAACGCAAGCCGAGCACAUUAACUACGAAAGCCAGUCCCUCAACUCCCACACCACAAGUUGCAAGUGCAGAACCAUCAUUCCAGAAUGAGAUUUUGAGUGCCCACAAUGCCAAACGUGCUGCUCAUGGAGUCGCAGCAUUGUCAUGGAGUCAAGAGCUCUACAACUACGCACAGAAGGUAGCUAAUGCUUAUGACUGUUCUGGUAAUUUAAAACACACCUUCGCCCCAUACGGGGAGAAUUUGGGUGUGGGAUACAGUUCUGCCCAAUCUGUCGUUAAUGCCUGGUACUCAGAAGGAAAGAAUUACAACUACCAAUUGGCCACCACAUUUGAUCAUUUUACCCAAGUCGUUUGGAAAUCUACUACACUUUUGGGGUGUGCUUAUAAAGACUGUAGUUCUAGAGGUUGGGGGAUGUAUGUGAUUUGCAAUUAUAAAGAAGUGGGUAAUAUGCGAGGAAAGGGGAAACAGAAUGUGCUUCCAUUGAUCUAG